Darwinula stevensoni is the source of this 1197-nucleotide messenger RNA. Lineage: Eukaryota; Metazoa; Arthropoda; Ostracoda; Podocopida; Darwinulidae. The record is from the annotation of a GenBank genome assembly.
AUGAAGGAAGCGUGCAAGGUUCGUGAAUCUCGAAUCGUCGAACCCGCAAUAAAUAAGUCAUCCCGUCGCUCCCGUCAGUUUUCCCCCUCGCGGCUGAACCGGCUUCCCUUUAUCCCCUCCCCGCAGUCCUUCGAGAAGGUGCUCGUGCAGAAUAUCAAGUGGGGGCUGAGUCCGAGCCUGACGGAUGCGAUGUCCAGCAUACCGCGGUGGAGGCUCGUCCAGGCCUCCUUCCCGCACGUCCUUCUGUGCACGGCGCAGGCUCUAUCCAACAAGCAACGGAAGCCCCUCCAGAACGAAAGGAGGCCCGCUCCAGGACUGGGGCUUGCCCCCAGCCUCCCCCUCCCCCUGCCCCCCAACCGCCUCACAAAAGAACUAUACGGACCCGGCAGGAGGGAAACGUGCGUGCAGCAGGCCUUGGGUGUAGCGGAGACGAAGCUUCUCUACACGUUGCAUUGGUUGCUCUUGGAUGCGGCCGAGGAGUGCGCUGAUGCGGACUCCGAUCGGUUGCAGCAGCACCAUACCUAUAUCUUCCCCAUCGCGUCCAUUCAGGUCCAUUUUCGCUCUUUACUAUUUGUCGUCCUCACGACCGCAAAUAUAGAAGCCGACGUUGGGAACUGUGGGAAAUAUCCGCAGCUGUUCGUGUUCCUCCUGAUUCCCCUGAGCCACCAACUACAGGAGUCGGAUUUCCAGGCGUUCCGCCUGGAAAACGGGCUGAAGAUCUGGCAGGCCCUGUGGGAACACCGCCACCCGGACGUCCCCUGCUUCACCACCCCCGUGAAGGCCAGCGUCCUGGGCCCCAAAGAGCAGAGGAUGGCCAGGUCCAACACUCAGUUCGGGGAUGUCUUCCUCGGGGGCGGGAGCCAGGCGUCUCUGCUUCUGGCCGCGGGUUCGGGGCGGUCUCCGUCGGUGUCGCCGAGCGACAGGAAUCUCUCCAACGGGGACAAAGGCGGUUCGAGGUGCUUCGGGGACGAGGAAGACAACACGUCGGCUUCCAUUUCCCCGUCUUCGCCCGACGGAGGCGAGAGAGGAGCCCUGAGAUGCAUGGAUUCCUUCGACGAGACCUCGACCAUCGACGACAGGACCAGCUCCGAAGAGAUUCCCAAAGACCCGAGCUGGCUGGUCAGCCCCCGGACGUCUAGCUUCCCCGAGACUAUCCCCGAAGAGACAUCGACGGGUAGCACUGACGAGGAGCACGUG